AUGUCGGCCGAGAAGUCUCGCACUGAGAACCCUGCUGAAGACCAAAAUCGCGAGCCGUCAUUUCUCCUAAAUCUCUUACGUCUCCCUCCUUACCCUCUUCGAUCUCCAACAGGCCUCCAUAACCACCAGCCUCCUUACGUCGUUGCUACCUCCACCCUCCUGAUGCCGUUGUUACCUCCUAGACCUUCUAUCGAUAAAUUGAUGUCCCUCCCCACAUAUUUUCUUAAACACCAUAGCAUUGGAUUUGAAGCCUACUUGGUUGGUGGUUGCGUGAGACAUUUACUUGUAAAUAGAACACCAAAAGAUUUUGAUAUCAUCACUACAGCUGAUCUUAAUCAGGUUUCCUUCCUUAAAACUACUCUAUUCCUGUGA
Lactuca saligna is the source of this 372-nucleotide messenger RNA. The record is from the annotation of a GenBank genome assembly. Lineage: Eukaryota; Viridiplantae; Streptophyta; Magnoliopsida; Asterales; Asteraceae.